AUGGGAAACACAAUCUCAUACAACGAAACACCAUUCGAAUUAAGCCUAGGCGAAAAGGGAACAAUUCGCGGGCUUCAAUUUGACAACAAGUCAUGUCGCUAUGCUGGAGUUCCUUAUGCCCUCCCGCCAACGGGCGAGCACCGAUGGCGAAAACCUCGACCUCUGCCAGCUUCCUACACCUACGGUGGUGCUAAUGGAGACCCAUAUGAUGCGACCCGCUUCAGGGCAGUGUGUCCGCAAAAAGCAUUCCACGUUGGAAAUGCCGAGGGUGGUUCUGGUGCCUACAGCGAGGACUGUCUUUUCGUCAAUAUCUGGACGCCUGUCAGGCAGGAUUAUGAUAACGGAAAGAAGUGGCCGGUGAUGCUUUGGCUACAUGGAGGCUGGUUUCAAAUGGGUGAUCCGUCACAAGAACCUGGAAUGGACCCAACAGAGAUGAUAUCUACUGGUGGACUGAAUGCGAUCGUUGUGGCGAUUGGUUACCGGUUGAACGUUUUUGGCUUUCUUGCUGGGCAGACGCUCUUAAGUGAAAGCGGUGGUGAUUCGGGUGGAAAUUUCGGGCUCUGGGAUCAGCGCAUGGCUGCAGAAUGGGUCAAGGACAAUAUUUCGUUCUUCGGAGGUGACCCGAAUAACAUCACACUCGCAGGUCGCAGCGCUGGUGCGUACAGUGUUGAGGCUCAAAUGCUCUAUGAGUUUCGCAAGCCUGCACCUGGAAACUCCCUGUUCCGGCGCAUCUUCAUGGACUCGAAUGCGAUACCAGCCCAACCCAAGUCUUUGACCGACGGCCAAGAGCAGUUUGACGAGCUCUGCGCCCAUUUCAAUAUUGAUGCAACCUCUUCGGUCGAUGGGAAGCUUGCCAGCCUGCGGCAAAUCAGUGCGCUCGAUCUCGUGAAAGCCAUUCCUCAUCUAAAGCAACAUACUUUCCGCCCUGUCACUGAUGAAAUAUUUAUUCAAUCUGGAAUGGUUGAAUACCUCCAAGGCCAGGAGUUUGCUAAUGAGUUCAAGGCCAGGGGCUACCGGAUUCUGAUCGGUGAAGUGCUCAAUGAGGAGACAUUGUAUUCUGCAUACAAUGGUCCGACAGAGCCUACAAUAGAAGCCCUCCAACUCCAAGUAUCAAACUAUUAUGCACCGGAAGUUACAGAUCGAAUACUCCAGUGCUACGAAUUGCUGAAGUCAGAUAACCUGGAAGAGUGGAAGACGCUGUUUGGUCAAAUAAUCUCGGAUGGCCAGGUGCGCGCACCAUCCAGAGCCCUCGUGAAGCACCUUGUAACGAACGGGGUGGACAUUCGAAACACAUGGCGCUAUCAAAUUGCCUAUCGUCUGUCGUUCAUCGACGAAACAGUAGCACCCAUGUCAUUUGGCGUUGCGCACGCAAUGGACAAGCCAUUUUGGAACUUCUCAAUUUGUCACGGGCCUACGCCCGACGAGAGGCGCCUGAUGCAAGACUGGAUCCAGAUCCUGAUUGCCUUCGUGAAUGACGAUGAGGACUACGAAUUCGGCACAAAGGCGGUCGAUGAAAUGAGACUGGCCACUCCACAAGCGACAAUUGAAGUUCAGCAAGACAAGCGAUGGCAUGAGCUUGUGAGGAUUGGGGAGGUCUUCGCUGGUAGAAGUUUGUAA
This is a messenger RNA of Ilyonectria robusta, 1617 nucleotides long. Its product is annotated as Alpha/Beta hydrolase protein. The record is from RefSeq and is a predicted model, not a curated record. Bases 1 to 1617 code for a protein of 538 amino acids. The transcript has 3 exons. NCBI's taxonomy places the organism in Eukaryota, Fungi, Ascomycota, Sordariomycetes, Hypocreales, Nectriaceae.